AUGGCCCCCCAAUUGCUAACCCCGUCGACUCUGGUCUUCGAUAGCCGUACGCAAAUUAUAAGCAACUGCAAGUUUCUUAUAAACAAAGGUGACAAUAUCGAAGUAGUUACCAGCAAAGAUCCCUCUGGCAAGCUCUUCAAAGCACUGGCAGUGCAAUGCGGCGAAGAGUCUCGCGAGCUUCUACUAGAGUCAGAACACUGUGAGAAUGCCCAAAAGGCAGUCGAAUCUCUGCAUACAAAAUCAUGCGAAGCAGUCCAUAACUACACUGCGAUAAAUGGCUUCGCAAGGCCCCGCGACCUCAAGACGACGUUUCUUGAGCCUAGCUUGAAUGACAACGAUGCCGCCUCUAUCAUUUCCGGCCGCUCUGAUUCAUCUACUGCAGCCAUUUCCGAAUGGGGCAGCUCUGGUGAUGAGGCUAUGAUGCUAAAGCACGCAUCAAGGACCAACAGGGCUUCAAAGGAUCGACAACGUCCUUCUGGUCGCCCCGGCAGUUAUAUCGCGACGACUACUGGUGCUCAUGAGCUACUAGGAGAAACCCGUUCAAGGGGAUCCCUUCGAGAGGUCACCUUCGAUCCAGCACCCCCACGCGGCCGCGCUGUCCGCCCUGCCCGUUCUUGCUCGCCUCCCCUUGUUUUCAGACAAGGGCCUCCGCCGCCUCCCCCUGGUAACCCUGGCACGAAUGGGCCUUCAGUUCCGCCGCCCUCGAUGCGAAACGUGCCCAUGCCAAUACCCUCACACCCUUACCCAUCGGGCAUGGCAGUCGGGCCGCCGCACCCCGGCCGUCCGCAAAAUAACAUGAACCCACCCAUGCCUCCGGCGCAGCACUUCCAGUGUCUUCGUGUCCCGGGGUACCCGGCAGACGGUCCCUCUUUUCCGACGCCUUUGGCGCCCAUCCGCCCUACCAAACCAGCAGGCCCCAGUGCCUCCAAUAACUACCACGGUGGCAACGGCAAUGGCCAUAGCAAUCACCUAUCCCGUCCCCUCUCCGUCUUUCACCCCCAAGUGCGCACCCACGCCGUCCGUAUCACGGUGCACUGGCUGCGUCACGGUCAGCAUCGCAUCAUAGCCCAGUGUCAGCCAACUCGCGAAUCCCUGCAAAGCGCGGCCGUUACGGACGUACGCCUGAAUCCAGAUGCUUUCACCAGCGACGGCAACAGCAGCAGUAGCCAUAACGCCAACAACAGGGAUAUUAGAGGCAUAACGGCCCUGCGUGCACAUGUGCGCCAGGCCGUGUUUGCUGGCGAGCCGUACGACAUGAGGACGUUCCACGGCCAAGACCUGGCACGCCUGUUCCACGUCAUGGCUGCCGACGACAACAUGCCGUCCUUCGAGGUCGUGGUGGAGGAGCUCCCGCCGCACGACGCCGAAGACAGCGACUACGACGGGGCGAGCAACAUGGGUUUUCCUUGA
Molecule: messenger RNA, 1410 nt
Organism: Xylaria bambusicola
Lineage: Eukaryota; Fungi; Ascomycota; Sordariomycetes; Xylariales; Xylariaceae
Exons: 2
Coding region: 1-1410 (469 amino acids)
Source: RefSeq, a predicted model, not a curated record